Molecule: messenger RNA, 4857 nt
Organism: Eufriesea mexicana
Lineage: Eukaryota; Metazoa; Arthropoda; Insecta; Hymenoptera; Apidae
Product: bestrophin-4
Exons: 10
Coding region: 2004-4124 (706 amino acids)
Molecular function (GO): chloride channel activity
Source: RefSeq, a predicted model, not a curated record
GUAAAAGAUAGGUGGGGUUUGUGUGCACGAUUCACUUGGUCGCGAUUUACUUAGUGUUCGGGAAAUUCGCGACCAGCUGUGCUUCGAAUAUUAUAAAAUAAAUUUCGUUGUACGAAGCGUGCGCAAGACAAAGGGACAAAGUGGAAUGUAAGAUAUAUUCAAGGAUCACUCGAGGCUCGUUUUCGUUUCCUUUGUUAUGAGGAUACAUCCUACUUGAAGAUACGAUAUCCGAAUUCUUUGACCUGAGCAAGAUUUACAACUGGAUCUGUACCACGUUGGUGUAGUUUUAUAAAAUCAAUGGAAUGUUUCGUUUCGGUGGGACAAAUAUCUCAUGUUUCUAGACUAGUCAAUGGAAAUUACAAUUACGAAGUCACGUGAUAAGGAACAGGAUCGUAGACCACAUCAACAAAGAACACUUGUUUAACGCAAAUAUGUAGUGAAUGAAAAAUCUUUGAAUUAACACAACUGUUUUCAUCGUUAUUAAAUCAUUUUUUCAACGUUUGUAGGCAAAAUUAUAUUUCUCUGAUCGUAGGUGGUACUUAUAUCGAUGACAACCUUGGUCCUGUUCAAUGUUGUCUGCUUGGUAAUGCACUGAGUGUAGACGCAAUAAACAAGUUAAGUUGGAAAUAUCAAUUUGUUUUAUAUGAAUGUUCCAUGCUUUCUCCUCUGCGUCAUUCUGGUUUUUCUCCGGAGAAUGAUUUACAUUCACGUGUUCUUUACGGUUGCAAGGGCGGCAUCAGAAAUCUUAUAAUCUCGUGCGAAGUGACAAUUUGUAUUACGUAUUAAACGAAUGCAUAAACGAAUCGAUAUUUUCUACGUAUAACAAUUGUACUAGUUGACUUUCGUAUGCCUUUUCAUAAUUAAAACUUUCUAUCGAACAGCCGAGUUUCAACAGAAUUUUGCGCAAACGCACUGCUCGUUCAUGAAGACCGCGAAAUCCAGGGGAAAAGAUAAGAGUGGUAUCGGAAACUGAUAUUAUAACAUGCCGAGAUCGGUUUAUACGAGUGCCAAUUAGUUAUCGUUAAUAUCGAUCGUCGAUUGUCGCUAUCGUCGACACCGUUGACGUUCUAAACCCACCUGUAGAGUUCGUACGAGAAAACUGUGACGCUUUGGUAUUAUCGACGGUCGAACGGCAUCUUAAACACAUUAUCGAUAUUUGUGUGCAUGAAUACAUACCGGAAACGACGUUGGAACUAUCGACGUCUCGAUGAAAGGAGCCAGUGAAGUGCUAGUGACUUAUCGAUAGUACAGCGCGAAGUAUAAUUGUGUUAAAAAUUGAAACACGAUUGUCACUUUAAACAAAUCGGAGUGUAACGUCACGGUACUCAAUUUGCGUAGACAAACAAAAAUGCAUUAUUGCCGGAAAAUAGUAUAAGAAACGAUUUUAUUUUGUUGACCGGAAGUAGUCAUUUUUACCAAACAAAAAACACCAAAUAAAGCGCGGGAAAAGAAACGCCAACUGCGCAUAUAUACACGAUUCGAAGUAUUUGGUGUCGAUUAUCGAAAUAUUUUCAUCCAUUAACCGUGAAUCAUCGAUCGAUCGAAACGGUGAAUUCACGUGGUCGAUGACGGCGUUUGUCGCGUAGAGUGAGCAGCGAGAGGAAAAGUGGCGCGUAAGAGGCAAAUCGAACGGAAAGCGAGCAAUUUCAUUGAGUAACACCGUUUUCGCUGUCGCGCGAUUGCAACGAAUUACAUAAUCGGCCGACAGAGGGAGAGAGAGAGACGUGUUAAAGCACAUCGAGAAUGACCUUCGCAGCCUUCUCGUCUGUCCAACUAUCGUCGAGAGAGAAGAGCCCGGAGAUAAGGUCAAACGCGGUUUAAUUAAUACCUAACCGUGAUCGGACUGACGGUGUCGAACGGAGAAGAGUGGAAGAAAAGGAUGUACGCGUGCCGGAAGAGGAUGACUCUAGCGAGACAGCGUUCUGGCAAGAAUAUCGGCGAGAUCUAAGGCAACUGCAGUUGGUUAUGCCGUGUUUCUCAGCACAGCAGGUGUAUCGUGAGAGAUGACAGUCACUUACACUGCCGAAGUCGCUACCUGCAGAGGUCUCGGUUGCUUUCUAAAAUUACUCCUAAGAUGGCGAGCGAGCAUAUACAAGCUUGUCUGGCUGGACCUAGCCCUCUUCCUAUUCAUAUAUUAUUCGCUGUCGAGCAUCUACCGAUUGAUACUGGACGACGAACAAAAGAAGAUCUUCGAGGCCAUAGUUGCGUAUUGCAACGAGUACAGCGAUCUAAUACCGCUGUCUUUCGUCCUGGGCUUUUACGUCAGUAUUGUUAUGACCAGAUGGUGGAAUCAAUACAUGGUGAUACCGUGGCCAGACUCAAUCGCGGUUUUCGUGUCAGCCACUAUUCACGGCAACGACGAAAGAGGUCGAUUAAUGCGCCGAACCAUCGUCAGGUAUGUGUGCGUUUGUUUAACGCUGGUACUGGCGAUGGUCUCGCCACGAGUGAAGAAACGAUUUCCCACGUUGGAGCAUUUCGUGGAGACUGGUUUGUUGCUGGAAAACGAGCUGGUUAUAUUCCAGAGCUUGAACGAUAAGUUUCCCAAGCCCAGCAAGCAUUGGUUGCCGAUAGUCUGGGCAUCGAGUAUUGUGACACGAGCGAGGAAGGAGGGUCGCAUUCGUGACGACUUCGCCGUGAAAACGUUGAUAGACGAGCUAAACAAGUUUCGCGGCCUCUGCGGUAGCCUCAUGCACUAUGAUACUAUUAGCGUUCCUUUAGUUUACACUCAGGUAGUAACGUUGGCUGUGUAUACGUACUUUUUAACGAGCGUGAUGGGUCGACAGUGGGUGCAGAAUUCCUCCACGUCGAAGAUCGAUCUCUAUUUUCCAGUAUUCACGACGCUGCAGUUCUUUUUUUAUAUGGGUUGGUUGAAGGUAGCCGAAACCUUGAUCAAUCCGUUCGGCGAGGAUGACGAUGAUUUCGAAGUUAAUUGGAUAAUCGACAGAAAUUUACAGGUGAGUUAUCUUAUCGUCGAUGAAAUGCACCACGAGCAUCCGGAAUUAAUCCGCGAUCAAUAUUGGGACGAAAUCUUCCCCACGGAACUUCCGUACACAGCGGCAGCACAAGCCUUCCGCGAGGAGCACCCGCAACCGUCCACAGCCGGAAUUCUAUUAUCUGCGGCACAACAGGAACUUCAACCAUCUUCGGUCAGGAUCGAUGAAAUGGCAGCGGAAUAUCAACAAAAGUACCAUAACGAUGUAGCUGACGACGCUGCGUCCGGUAUACACUUCACAGCAUCUGGAAAAAUGUCAAGGAGUGCCACAGAGAGUGGUAAAAUAGCGAGGAGCGCUAGCAGAGUAAGCAAUCGGGACCGUACUCUGAGCGGGGGCUCCACUCCCAGUAACAUAGGGGGUUCUCUGCCGAGAGUUAACAGCGUGACCAGUGUACUGAAACGAUUGUUCAGCAAGGAGGAUAGGCCAGAUGGCGGCACGUCAAGCGGUACUAAAACGCCUGGAAGGAUCGCGACUUCCAGCUCUGCAGCUUCGUUGCAAAAUCGAGCCAUUGGUGGCGGAUCUAUGAGGAUUGGAGUUAUCAAAGAAGAGGCGGAUGAACAAAUGACAUUAACGUCGAUGAAAUCGGACAAGAGACCUACUGUGCAAAGUAUAUUUUCACCGGGACCACCACCGCCAAGCGCUCCCGUUGCUGUUCCCGGUAUGGAACAUUCGAGAAACGGAGAGAUAUUUUCAUGUAGCGCUCCAAUAACUGGUGGCUUGUUAGUGGGAAGUAAUGGUGAAAGCGCUAACGACAGGACAUACGCGCCUGAUCCAAGGACGCAACGAACCACGCAAUCAGCGCGAUCGAGCAUUACUUACGAACCAGCAACGAGCUUCAUGGGCAGUGGUAUCGUGGAUGAUCUUAUAAGCACCCGCAGUUCCUCGUGCACCAGUGUCAACUCCGAUGACGAAUUUACGAAAUUAAAGACGGAAAGAGAAAGGCAAAGACGAGAUAGAGUAGUACGAAAAUUGGCUAGAAGCACCAGCGGACAUAAUAAUUUGAUUAGUGCUCAUUCAAGAAGUCCCCUAGACCACGAACAUCUUUUAUUAUCGGAUAUGGCAAAUACUUCACGUUUGUCUAUGGCGCUGGUUGACAAUGAUGAUAAGAUAGUCCAAAGCGAUAAUCUUUAGCAAUAUCGCCGAUGGUUCUUCUUUGAAGUUUAGUUUCAAUUGCGCCGAGUACCUAUCCAGUUUCUACAAUAUUUGAGUAGGAAGACUACCGAUCGAUUGAACGGUUAAAGUAUGCGAAUUUUGACGUGCUUUUACAGCUGUCAAAGUCGAUUUAGAUGAUCAAAGUUCUCGCUUAGAUAUUAGUGUACAUACAGACUUUUUACUAGAAUGAGAUUGCGAGGAAAUAGCAGGAAAUAUUUGGUGAUGAAUAUUUAUGAAUCGAGUUUGAGCGUAAUUAAUUUAUGGUGAGAAUACGUAUGGAGCUGAUGGAAGGUUUUUUUUAUAAACAUUCCCACUGUUGAAAGGGGAGAAGUUAUAACGAUAUAUGGGAUUACGUGUACGUAAAAUAAGUAUGACCUUUCUAUUAUUAUUGUAAUUUUACGUAUAUCGUAAGCCUGUUUCCCACUUUGGCUAAAGUAAAUAAAACUUUAAAUGCUUUAUGCAAUGUCCGAGAUUCGGUGUAAGGAUAAGGCAUUCGUCAGUUGGUAGAUGUUACUUAAAGAUUCUGUAAACCACCCAAAGAUUACAUAAGUAAGAGCAGACAUCGAAAGUUAUUACCACUGUAUUUAAAGAGUGGAUUUGCCAUCUGUCUAUAUAUAUAUAUAUAUAUUUGUAUAUAUAUACCGGUAUACCUCUCACUUCAAAUUCUACGUAUCGAAAUAUGACAAUAAUUGCGGAAACGUUGUCAUCGAAU